Messenger RNA from Porites lobata, 19043 nucleotides. The record is from the annotation of a GenBank genome assembly. Lineage: Eukaryota; Metazoa; Cnidaria; Anthozoa; Scleractinia; Poritidae.
AUGUCACGAAAAGAUGCCGAAGAUGACCAGGUAUCUCUGGAGCUCAUCAAGGAAAACGAUGACGAGGAGAAGGCGGAUUUAAGAGACAAGAACAAUUCUUACGGAACACCUGACAAUGAUGUAGAAAUUGAGCUUGAAGAUGGCCGCCGCAAUACCUGGAAUACAAAAGGCGAAUAUAUAUUGGCAAUGUUGGGAUACUCUGUUGGGUUUGGAAAUUUUUGGAGGUUUCCUUACUUAUGCCAGAAGAACGGAGGAGGUAAGAGAGAGUAUGCACUAAAAUAUCCUUCAUAAAAAGCCCAAAUGAAAAUUAAGAAAGGGCCAUUCCUUCAAACAAAAAUUAUGUAAAUAUAGUUUACGUUUUUGAAACUGGUUCCCGCCUUAAUAACAAUACUUAUUAAGUUAAGGAAAUUUACAUAGAAUGACUUUGUCGCCUGCACCGGAGAAGCUAGUAGAAGUUUGCUUGUGGUAAAAAGAUCUGUUUUAUACGCUAAUCAGCUACAAUACGGGUUGCCUGAAUAACACGUCUAAAGAAAACGCGUUCAUCUAUUUGGAAAAUGUCACAAUUUGGCUUCUGAACUAACUUUCGUUGUUUUCAAAACAGAGGCUCAUUAAAAUGUAAUUAGUAGUGUAAACCUUCCAUUUCAUUCAAUAAAAUGAAUUUUAGGGACAUUUCAUUUCAGGCUUUGUUUACAAUAUAUCGGACAAGAAAAGCUAUCCGAUAUAGUAUGAACAGCAAGGGCGCGGCGCGGCGCGGUGCGAGGCGGGGCGGGGCGCCGGGUACAAGAGGUUCACACACAUUUAACAUGCAUCUUGCCGGCGCGGUUGGCUGAGAGGGUCUGGUUUACUAAAUUCCAGUCCUCUCUCCUAAAUGUUUACUUCCGUCUCAGUAGGUUCCAGUCCUUGCUCCUACUUAGUUACUUCCAGGUCGGAAUAGGUGUUUACACUGACUGCACCAAAGUAUGGCAGAAAACUUAUCCGAUAUGUGACGCUCCACUUUCAAGAUCGGCUUGGCGCAGCUUCACUCUGUCAUAGAAAUGGCGCCGAACAGAAGCCCUGUCAUGAUCCGGUUUGAUUUUGGCGGCGGCGCAAAAGCUAUCCCAGUGGUAGAGUGUGAGCAUGGCCUUAGUGACAAGAGACCUAUACAACCUGUUACCUUAUGAGCAGUAGUUUCUACAGCGAACGUUACAAAAUUACGAACGUGAUAAUGAACGCAGGCUAGCGACCUUUAAAAGAUGUUUGCGAUUUGAUAUAAAGAAAGUUAUCACAAUCCUGACUAGAAAUUUCAACCCAGACAAACGAGUGAAAAAAAAACCUCAUGUAAUCGCAUUCAAAUUUCAGCAUAGAGCAUAAAAACAAGCUUGAGUUUGAUACACAAAAGUGUAAGCUAAAAAAAUCGUUGUUUCUCGGCGCUUUUGCUUGUCCUGCAGUAGUAUGAUAUUCCUAAAAGUCGAUUCCUUUCGAUGCAGUUGGUGCAGUGUGUAUCUGAUUUAUGUCAAUCUCCAAUUAUCGGAUGGACUAACUUUGCUCUCUACAUGACCUUUCCUUUUUAGGAGCAUUUCUGAUCCCAUAUUUGAUCAGCCUGGUGUUGUUAGGAAUCCCAUUGUUCUUUCUUGAACUUGCCAUUGGCCAACGCAUCCGGAAAGGACCUAUCGGUGUUUGGAAGACUAUUCACCCUUACCUGGGUGGUGUUGGGAUUGCUUCUGCAAUUGUGUGCCUUUUAGUAUGUAUGUACUACAAUGUUAUCCUUGGAUGGUGCUUCUAUUAUUUCUUUGCAUCGUUUCAAGAUCCAUUGCCUUACUCUUCGUGUCCCCUGGGACUAAACUGCAGCGUCAAUAUGGAGUGUCAGGUUGCAGGAAGAACUCAGUAUUUCUGGUACAACAAGGCAAUUGGAGCGUCAUCGUCCAUUGAAGACAUGGGUGUUUUCCAGUGGCAUCUUUGCCUCGUGCUUGGCUUUGCAUGGAUCGUAUUGUAUUUAUUCGUUAAUCGUGGUGUCCAGUCGGCAGGGAAGGUAAGUUGACAAUUUGAUUUUUGAGGGAGAAAAAGGGAAAAGGAAGAGGGCGCCUACCCUUUUUCUCUCUCCCCAGUUCCUUUUCCGUUCCUCCCGUAUCCCUUUCAACGCCUGCCACAAAGGCUACUGAGCCAAACGAUAGUCCAAUGCACUUGAUCAAGCGCCUAACUUUUUCUCUGUGUUUCUGUGAACAUUUAGGCCGUAUAUGUAACUGCCUUGUUCCCCUACGUGGUGUUAGCUAUAUUCCUUGGAAGAGGUGUUACUCUAGAGGGAUCCACUGAUGGCAUUAUACACAUGUUCAAACCCGAGGUAAAAGAGCAUUUAACUUAGCUAUAAUAUCCAGAAGUGAUUAGUUUUUAGUUUUAUAUAAUAAUCAUAAUCAAAUAUUUAUUAUUUACUAAGAAUACAUAAAAGGAAACGUCAGAGGUUAUCCCUAUCGAGGAUGCUCCCUACAUAAAAUAUAAAAUAAAUAUGCUACAAUGUAAAAUUUAAAAAUAAUUAAGAAAUGGCUAAAAAAAAAUUACAAAAUUUCACAAUACUUUCUAAGUUCACUUCGAAAUAUGCUGAAAUCCUGUUCGUGCACUAUCUCUUUAGGAAGAGCGUUCCACUGUUUAAUAAUUCUAACAAAGAAUGAGUGCAAAAAACAAUUUACUCUAGCUAAUGGCUGUCUUAAUUUAAAUGAAUGGUUUGAUCUUGUUUUACCAUAACAGUUGGAUUCAAAAUAAUCAUUACAGUUAAGGCCAUUGGGUAUAACCAAGGCCUUGUGCAGACGAGCAAAGUCUUCCUUGUUCAAUGGACCAACAUUCCUUUUAAGGAAACCCACAAUCUCGUUGGCUUUAUUUACAACUUUCUGCGUUUGGGUGUUCCAGGAUAGAUUAGAAGUCAAUGAGACCCCCAAAUCAACCGUUUCGGUGACAGACUGAAGCGUACAACCAGAGAGCUUGUAAGGAUAGCUAGUAUGAUCUCUCGCAUGGGUAACACAUAGAACCUCACAUUUGUCAAGGUGAAAACGAAGUUGUCAAUUUUCACUCCAUUUCUGUAACGUGUUGAGGUCACAUUGAAGUUGUUUAGACUAUCAAGUUACCUAUACAAGUCAUAACUUGCAGUGACGUAGCCAAGAUUUUUCAAAGGAGGGGUCACAGACAGGGACACCAUCCAGGGAUCGCCGACUAUAUGUGGUUUAUACCGCUGCUCUCCCUCGUGUAUCAGCGGGCUCAGUCGUAUUAUUGCGGCAUCAAGGCCCAUAUUAACUAAAGACAAGAGCCGUUGACGAAAAUACUUUACAAAAAAACAAAUUUUAAAGAAGUGGGCUUUUCAACAAUAGCUUUUACGGUCAAGAUAUUGUCAUGGCGUUUUCGCCACCUGAAUAUUGUAGGUUGUUUGCUCAAAAGAAGGCCUGCCAAGGGGGGUCACGGGCACCCCAGGACCCCCCUAGCUACGCCCCUGACUUGUAGGUUUUGCAGACUAUGUGUCACAAGCCACCAGCUCCUGCACUGUUUCCAAAAAUUUGCAAUUUUAUGUUUGUAUUUUUUCGUCGUUGUUGUUGUUUCUUUUUCGGAACUCCACACAGUUAACACUAUACCAGAAUACAAUGUUGCUCCUCAAACUGUGAUAGACUGCCCCUUUUUAAGACCACUCGUUCAAACUAAUUUCUUGUUUUUUAAAUCUAGUUUUCCAGACUGGCAAGUGGGGAAGUUUGGUUGGAGGCGGCUACACAAGUGUUUUUUUCAGUUGGUGUUGGGUUUGGCUCGCUCAUUGCGAUGUCGAGUUACAAUCCAAUUCAUAAUAAUUGUAGGCGAGAUGCCUUAUUCGUUUCUUUAAGUGACAGUUUUACGUCAAUUCUUACAUCUUCAGUGGUGUUCGCUGUACUUGGUUUUAAGGUAAAAGCACAGAAUUUUGUUAACGGUCCCAUGUUGACGAACAAUUGUCAAUAAAAUUUUGUAAGUUAAAGUUCUUUCCACCUGAUGUCGACUGCUCUGUCAAUUGAAAAAAAGCGACCAUACUUGACUAAACCUCAUACAAGGCACUCUGGAAUUGAACCUUCUAGUAACGCUUCAAAUUCACCAACUUGAUUGCUGAACCUUUUCAUCUUCAAAGAUGAAUAAUGUGUUAAUAAUAUGUUUAGUUUAGCGGCCAUUCAGACAAAUAAUUAUUGACAGAACCGUCGCAUAGUACUAUUUGUGGUCAUUUGGUUCUCUGCACUUACAAAGUUGAGGUUGACACAAAUAGAAAAUCGGUAACUAUUUCAAAUCAUCGAACCGCGAUACCUCGCGCGCAACAUUCGAACCCAGUUUCGUGACGGAAAAAUAUUAAUUUACGUCAAUUCUAAUUAGAGCAAAUUACUUGUUCUACAGGUUACAAGUGAAUCUUCCUUUCUUACCAACAGGCCCACAAUUCAUAUGAAGACUGCUUAGCAGUGUACGGCGGAGUAAACAAUACAAACCUUCCUCCUGGAAUGACACUGGAGCAAAAAUGCCACACAAUGGAUUACUGGCUCUCUAAGGUGGGUAUAUACCGCUGUAUAAUUAAAACACUGGGAUUGUGUCACAUUAGUCAUACAAAUUUGCGGUAUAUAUGUGAGUUAUGUACACUUGUCUUCCCAGUGGUCGGAUGGCUCUAUCAAUUGCAUGAGCUGCGAAGAGACAAUUCUCGUACUUUCCUUAUUAUUAGUAGUAGUUACUUGGGCCUCAAAAUCGUCUCCGCGCGGUCAAUGCGUUUCAGAUGGGUCACUUGAUAUGAGGCGCCUGUCCUCGGUCUUAGUAUGUCACCGAAAUCAAUUGACCGUACAGGCCUGGGGGAAAGCGAUACAGGAACAAGGCGAGCUCAACUUCAAAUUUGACAAUCCUCCAGUAAACUGUUUUCAACAGCAAUGUCGAAAUUCAUUUACUUAUUUUUAUUCAUUUAUUUAUUUGUUUGUUUAUAUUUUUACGGUUGGUGUGAUAACCUAACGGUUUUUACCGACCUAAUACAUGUAAAUGUAAAUUGUACUGUAUAACGAUAAAUAUAAAAAGAUGGUAAAUUUUAAAGGGACUAUUGCUGGAUUGCUGUUUUAGGUCAAUUCCGCGAUGCUGAAGACAUUACUUACUUAGUGUCUCCAUCCAUACACAAAAUACUCCUGUACUAGAGUUGUGAAGAAGAUAUCAAACUAAUUUCAUUGUUUAGCACAAGCCAUAAUAGUUUUUUUGGUGAUUUUUGUAGGCAUAGCAUUAAAACUUGAAAAAGGUUGGCCGACUUAUUGAAGUUUCAAGAUCCAUGUCCAGCCUUGCCAUCCGUUGCAACAGAGAAAAGGAAACAAUUUCAAUGUUUAAUUAUCUUCUUGAAUAAAAAAAACUAGACCAUUAUUUUUGGAAUUCAAUUGGUGCAGAAAAAUUGAUGGCUUGUUAAAAUUUAAAAAAUAGCCCGACACAGACCCUUUCAGCUUGGAAGUAGAUAAAAAAAUUUGACUAAUAAUAGUCUUUUUUCUACAUUACUUAGACCUUUCAAGGUCCGGGUCUGACGUUCAUUGCCUUCACUGAAGCCAUACUCAAGCUGCCAAUCUCUCCUCUGUGGUCGGUACUUUUCUUUUGUAUGCUUCUUUCUCUCGGUCUUGGCAGUAUGUUUGGACUGUUGGAGGGUGUACUUAAUCCUUUAUACGAACAGAAAUUAUUCUCAGUGAGGAAGGAAAUACUCACAGGUUAGUUUAUUGAGAUCAGUUAGUCAGUUUUUCAUUUCCAAUAUUUUCAGUUUCAAACGCAUGUGACGAGUAUAUUCAACACACUCUUUCUUUCUUUCGUCCUUUAGCUGUCACGUGUUUUAUAUGCAUGGCCGUGGGCCUUCUGUUCUGUCAGACGUCCGGGGAGUACUGGUUACAGAUGUUUGACAGUUAUACAGCAACACUUCCGCUUCUGUUUAUCUGCUUCUUUGAACUUAUUGGAGUUUCAUGGGUGUACGGUGCUAAAAGGUACGUGACGUUUGCGCUUCUUAGGAAUACUUAAGGUGGAGUAGAAUGCCAUUAGUUGUUCUAAAGUGCAGACGGUGGGUUUAGUUCCUGCUGUAUAGCUGUACAAUUUGAGCUCAUUUUCUAUAUUUUUUACACACAGGUUUGAGGAUGAUAUAGAGUACAUGAUUCGAUCACGGCCUGGGUUGUACUGGCAAAUUACAUGGCGGUUUGUGUCACCUUUGAUAGUCCUGGUGAUUUUUGUCGCCAGUUUGGUCAACAUGGGAAUCAAUCCAAUGACGUACUCAGCUUGGAUACCAAAUAAGGUGGGUCAUUCAGUAUUAGUAAAUUAUGAGUUUUUCAACACACUGCUUUAAAUUCUAACCUUUCUCUACAAGUAACCCUUAAGGCUGCUUGUUAGCAAGGGACAAGCAUUUCAACUAAAGAGGGUCGACUACCGAGGAAGCAGGGCUCUCUGUGAAGCACAUCUCGCCGGCCAUUAACGAACGAGAAGGCCAGUUAGAGAAUAGAAUUCAAAGUUCUAUUUCCUAUGGGAGCACUACGAUUAAAUACCUUAUUAUGUAGAUAGCAGUUUUGCUUCUAAUUUUAGUAGAAUGGUUUAGUAGGAUGGUUUAGUAAAUAAACAAAGGGAGUAUGUUCCAAAUUAAAUGGAAUAUAAUAAUUAAGUGAAUAGCUAAUAUACCACAGUAAGAUAGGCCUCAACCACACCAAGGUGCUGGCCCGAGCUCAUUAGGAGACUAGUUGUUACCUUGAGUUCUAUCUUUCAUUUUCCAGUCAACCCGCCCUUUUCAGUCCAAGAAGAAGUCAACCAGACUCAGGAGACCUCCUUAUACUAAGUAUUUGUUGUUCUUUUCUUUAGGGUGACGUCGAAAGCGUGAAAUAUCCGACAUGGUGUUAUCCCAUCAUCUUUUUCCUAAUCUUCGCCUCGUGCAUCUUUGUACCUUUGGUGUUCUUGGUAAAGCUGUGUCAAAGAUUUGCCACAAAGAGGAAAGAAGACGGGGCUAUUGUAGAAGGGACACUCCUUUAAAAUGUCUGAAAUCUCAGACUGAAAUCUCGCGCGUAUUUGUGGCAGUUAAACAUCAGUGUAAUUGUAAAUUAUUCAGAAAGCACCGGGAGAAUAGUCUGUACAUUCUGAACUUGCUUUAAAGAAAGCAACGGCCAUUACAUCAAGCACUAGCUACCAUUUUGCAUAAAAACAUUUUUCACGUCUAGCCUGGGAGUGAUUAAUUUAGGCGUGUAAAACCAAAGGUUUUUAUUCUCCGCCGGAUAACUUACUUAACAUGGCUGUGCGUGAAAAGGGUCUAUGUACAUGUCUGCACAGGGAAGCAUCCACGCAGCAUCUCCUACUUGAUGAUAUCCCGAUGAAUAAACGGUGAAUCGCGAGUCAGACUUCAGUAUUUCAUCAAAACCUCCCUUAGAAAGUACUGGAGUCAUUUUAUAUUCUAAGAUAUGUAAAUAGUUGUACUCAGAGUCAAGGAAAGUAGAUAAAAUAUUUUCUUGUGAAGCAUGUUCCUCUAUACUUCUAUAGGAGACCGCCAAAAGAGUCCUCCAUUUCUUAAGUCCGAGUAUCAUUUCUGAGAGAGGGACCUGCCAUGCUUUGAAUGUGCAAAUAUUACAGGGCUUUUUGAGCUCCUAUACGUUCAUUUUACCGCCUUUUUUGCCCUUAAUUAGUUACUUAUUUGUGAGUUUGCAAGUAUUUAUAGUGGGUAAAUUUUGUAUUAUAUUAGGCUGCGCUACCCUACUCUAAUAAAAAUAAAUAGUAAUAUAAAGGAAUAUUGUAUUGCAUCGUUCAACUGAAAACCUCAACAUCCCCAGGGCAACGUUUGCGGUUUAGUUCUCUAGUAAAUAUAAGUGACUUUCUACUUCUUUUUACAUAGCAAAAUCACGGUACAUCUGUGAAUGGAAAUGAAACUUGUUAUAAUGUUACAAACAAACAAGUUGCACCAUUUAAAUUUGGCAUUGAUGCAAAAUCUCAAAAUCCGGAUACAUUUAAUAUAUUUUCAAUUUUUUUUUCACUAGAAUUAUUGUCCAUAAGUGUACUGUUGUUGAAAUAUCCAGAGAAACUCUUCAUUGAUUCUAAAGCGAAGAGCAGGAUUCUUGCACACUAUUAUUUUUGUCGUUAAUUGUUUUAAAUUAUGAUGGUUUUUAUAAUCUUAUAGAACAGUCCGUGGAUAGUGUGAUCGGCUUCAGUAAUAAUAAUAAUAAUGAUAAUAAUAAUAGAGAGCAAGUACAAGGAGAAAGUUGACCAUCUGGCCAUAGUAUUCUCCGCCAGGUUAUGGUGGGCAGAAGCGGGUACACAUGUAACAAUUAUUCCAGUCACUGUUGGAUCGCUGGGAUGUGUACAGAGCAACCUCGAUAAGGCUCUGAGGCCGAGAGUCGCAGCUACACCCUGCAAGAGACAGCUGUUGUUGCCUCUGGAUAUAUCCUGCAAAGAUUUUUAAUCCGCUAAGCUUAGAGGUUUGGCAGUACCCCGUCUAGUGGAGUUCCCUAUCCAGUACAGAAAACACGCACACGUACUGUGAAACUUGAACAUAACAAUAUAUGUUAUGAUAAUCAUCAUAAAAUUGAUGAUGAUAACAACAAUUUCCUCUAGAUCUGAUUUGAUGGAUUUAAAUGAAUGCCUUUGCCACUUGGCUUCAAAGGCUUUGAUAAGUAUAAUUGGUUGUUGACAUCCUGAGAAAAAAGUUGGAGUGUUAAGGAGUUUUUACUUACUGACAAACAUAUGAAGCCCGGUUCGCACUAAAAAAAACAUUUACAGAGUUGACUUUGCAAUUAUUAUGGAGAGCACAUUCCGGUUUAGUUAUAACCCUGAAGAGAGAGCUGGGUUCCUUCUGUCUAUGCUGCCAUCCUCUUCUCCCCCAUUCAGAGCGGAGCAAAGGCCAAGGAAUAGUUAAAGCUCUUCGAAACAAGUUAAAGCAGUGCUAAUCAAAAUAAUUAAGAAUUGAUAAUUAAUUGGCAACUACUGGUUUUAAAUUGAGAUUCAAAAUGUCACAAUAAAUCGAAUUCAUUGUGGAGGGGGGGAUGUUGUAACAGGAGCUAGAGCUUAAGGGGAGUUUUACCCGUGGAGGCUUAUAAUAGACUAUAGUUUUUGUUUGCAGGUAGAUGGGCCUACACUGACUGGGUUGAGGGGAGGGGACGGGGGGUGGGGAGCUUAUAAGCGGCAGUUUCUGGGAUACCAAUUAAGGAAUUUAGCCUGUUUUACAGCCAAGUGGACUGAAUCCUUUUAACGCCCGAAUAAAACAAGUCGGAGAUGAAUCUAAGUUGUGAAGACAAAAGCCACAUGGAGGUUUUACUUGACCAGUUCCCGACCCGCACAUUUCUACACUAAUUUCCCUUUCCUAUGCUCGCGUUGGAAGGAGUGCGCUUUGAAGAUUUUCGAAGGUUUCAGAGGAGGUAACUUGGCUGAGCAGUUAGAGCACUGGGCUUGCAAUUCGGCUGCCUUGAGUUCAAUUAAGUCCCAACCUGACCGAUAGCUGGAUUUUGUUCUCGGUACAAUUCAGUCUUCCGAAAAGGGACAAUAAACCAGUGAUUUGACUUGACGCUUGUAUAUUGUCACCUAGUUUGUCGCGGAGACAUCAAAGUCUCUAUUUGAUCGAUAUAUUUAACAUAUAUUUCUUUUAGUAUUCUAAUUAUUGUCCAUGGGUAUUGAUGUAGCCUGUGUACAGACGUCCCCUGUGUACUGAGGUCCCCCCUCCCUCAGAAAAAAUCGUCUCUUCUCCCGAUUUUUUCUGAGGGAGUGGGGACGUCUGUACACAGGCUAGUAUUUAUGUCGUUGUUGAAAUAUCGAGAAACCCUUUAUGAUUUCAAUCUAGGUUUGCCCGAGUACAAGGGCUAUACCCUGUGUUUGUUAGCCGGUACUGAUGACCGUGACCGAAUUCUGGCGCGGGUAAAAAGCUAGAGCCCAACGAAUACUGAGUGACCAUGCGCGGGACACAGAGUUCGUGGAGAAUGGUGCCGCCCUUGUAGGAAAAUUGAGCAGGCACUGAGGAAAGUCCAUAAAGAGCCUUGAAAGAAAUGAGAAUAAUCUUGAAGAUUAUGUCCGGUGUAAUCCAUCGCUUCCAUAAUAAAAGCUCUGAGUUAUUAUCUUGCUUACGGUAAAAAACAUAAUGUAAUCUCAAAAAACAAUUAAAAUAAAGUUUUUAUAUUUACACAGUCUGACACGUUUUCGAUUACUGUUCGAGAGAAACUGACACUAUUUCAUCCCCUUCUCAAACCGGAUGUUCAUUUUAUUAAAAACAUAUAUAGCAAUGACUACAUGUAUCUCGAGUUUAGAUCAGUAUUAUAGCUUUUUGUUCAGGGCUCCUGUGGCAAACGCAUGUAAGCAUAUUUGUGCUCACCUUUUAACAAAUUUGUCUCAGUUGGGGGCCUUUUCUUUUGGUGAUACAAUAUUUACCCACAUGGCGUAUUUCUGGAACUAAAAGAACGCUUUUCCGUAUUGCAAAUGCUUAUGGACACAGUACAUUUCGGCAAAAAUGGUGUUUUUUGUUUCCUUGUUUUUUUAACACGCGGCAAAAGCUAAAAGCUCAAAAGCAUGCUUUCUUCUCGAAGUGCAACUAUUUCUCGUAUCAAGCUGUCGGCUAACAAACCGUUUUAAGUACCCGUCAAACCCGUUAUUGUAAUGUAAAAAACUUGGUUUUCACUCAUUUACAUUCAUAUUGUUAAACGCGGCUUUUGUUCGCUGGAACCUCAGGCUAGCCGUUGUACUCAUUCAUCUGUUUUUCUCGAAAAGUACGCGAAUUCAAAACAUAAAGGAGAAAAUGCCGAGGGGUAAACGAAACGACAUGGGUCAGGUUGCAACGGCUCUAACCAUGACAGAAAUCGAAGCAGACGAAUCGAAAUGUGAUUCUUCAGAGCGAGACACGGUUAGCGAUAUGGAGACUCCAGAACGCCAGACAUGGGCUAAUAAAGCAGACUAUAUACUCGCCGCUAUUGGCUUUGCUGUGGGGUUUGGAAACUUGUGGAGAUUUCCUUAUUUGUGCCAGAAAAACGGAGGAGGUAGGUCAGCAGCUGUAAUCAGAUACAAACGUGGAUUAUAUUCCUAAUAUACACGUGACAGUAGUUAUAGACUAGUGUGGUUUGUAACUGCACUAUUAACGUGUUAAAAGUAUGUUCGCCUACAUAGUAAGUCAACCUUUAAAAUUCAAUUUUCUCUUUCACUAUAGCGACUGCCUGGUUCGCUUUUCUUUUCUCAUUCAAGUUGCUCAUUCACCACAGAUUAAGAGUUUAUUUAUUCAAAAUAGCACAUGUAUCAGAAUAAUUCAGUAUCAUCAGGAAUCAUAAAUUGCCAGAGACGUGGACUCCCUGGUGUACAUAAAUAUAGCCUUUAUACAGCAAAGAAAUUCAUUACUCCUCCUCCUCCUCCUACAUAAUCUAAUCUAGACUAAUAGGUCAAAGAACCGCCGAGUACUCUAAAGGUUAUCGUAUUAAGGGGUCCGCAAUAAUGAAAAAAAAUUUACAUUUUAUAAUCGGAUGAAAUUUGUACCCGUUAUAUCUUAAGAACAUAAACAAAAGACCGCUAACAGCUUCCGAUGAUAUUGAAAUUUUCGAUUCUGUGACUUUUUAAUUAUUUGAAUAUGAGACACUGAUAUCGACUGAUAAAUCAAGGUGGACCAAGUUUACUUGAAUCAAAGUAUAGAAACAUAUUUGUGAUAGACGAGUAGAACAGCUAACUUCGGGAAAUGUGUUGCUAGCUAGAGAACAUAUAACAUAUUAUCGUAUGCGAAAGUCAUAAUAUUUAAUAUCGACGAGAAGUUUCCUCAUGGCUUCCGCCUGCUCAGUUACUUGAGCGAUUAUCCUUCUUGGGAAUAACAGCUCAUGUUCAUAUGCAUGUUGACAUGUAACGAGUAAUUUAAGCAUAAAAGCCGAAUAUCUAUAAUGUACAAGAAACUUAAAAACAACUACUCUUAACAGAUUUUUUUGUCUAACACUGAGCGUUGUGUACAUGAGAUUGAUCCCUGGAUGCUGGUCUGAACUGAACAGCUAGUGAUCUCUGCUAAACAUCUACCUAGACCAACCCUUCAAGAACUCUCUGUCGUCAAUGAGACCAUCCUCUUCUCUCAGAAUGCUAGAAAUAUUGGUGUCAUUUUUGACAAUCAUUUUCAUUUCAACGCACAUAUUGCAAGUAUUUGUAAAUCAUCUUUUUAUCAUCUCCGUAACAUCAGCUGUAUAAGAAAGUACGUGUCAUCGAACACUACUGAAAUACUUGUUCAUGCAUUUGUAUCGUCAAAAUUGGAUCAUUGCAAUUCUUUACUCUAUGACCUAUCGAACUACCAAAUUAAAAAGUUACAGCAAUUCCAGAAUGCCGCUAUUCGUAUCAUCACUCUUUCAAGACAACAUGAACAAAUUACACCUAUUUUGUUACAUCUUCACUGGCUUACGAUAAAUUAUCGCAUCCGCAUCAUGUUUAAAAUUCUACUCGUCAUGUACAUGGCUCUUGACAAUCUGACACCUUCGUAAAUGCGCGAUCUACUUACACCUUACAUUCUAUCUCGUAAGCUACGUUCAUCAUCUAAAAAUCUUCUUUUUAUUCCGCGUUUUAAUUUGAGAACAUACAGUGCAAGAUCUUUCUCCGUGGUAGCCCCUACAUUCUGGAAUACUCUGCCCUCUGAAGAGUUUGUUAUCGAAAGCAACUAGAAAGGAGAAGAAAGGAGAAACAAAUAUGUUGAAGCAGACGAGAAACAGAAAGACAGGACGUUGUAGAUUGUGGCACCAAACGGGCUCAGAAGGCUGACACUAGUGAGACCGCAAAGUGUGUGAUAUGUAACGAAGAUGAUCUGAGCCACCUAUACAGUUUCUGUACACUGAAAACCGACAAAAACCUAAGAGUAUUGCCAGCGAUUUACAAGACUAUGGUCUUUCAAGAAAAUCUGGUGGAGGUGUGAUUGCUAUAAAGGCGAAAUAGUGUCAUAUGCGCUAUCUAACUAACUUGCGGAAUAGGCAUACAUGUCAGAGGAACGCAAGAAGAAAAAUGAAGCAGCUUGGGAGGCCGAAGAAGACAAAGAAUUAAAUGAACCCUAGCGCUAGGGUAACCUUACCUGCCUUGUAAACAUGUCGUGUGAAAAAAAGAAGAAAUAUGCGAGUGCUAGGGUAACCUUCGUGCUAGGGUAACCAUAGCACCAGGGUUACCCUCCCUCCUUGUAAACAGGGCCUUGGCAGGAGGAUCAGAGAAGGCUUACAUGCAGUAGUCUAUUCUAACCAUAUAAAAGGCAUAAAUAAAAGCUCUUGUUGUGUCUAAUUUCUAUUCUCUUCAUAUUUUGGAUAUGAACAAAUGCAACCCUGUACGUCCGUACUAAUAACUCAGUGAUGAGUGAUUCUACCCCCAGGUUCUUAUCAAACAAAGAAUAAAAUAUUAUAAAAUACACAACAGAAGAUCAGCGUAGUGUCCUUAAUGUCUUGGAUUAUCUUCUGGUGAAGAAAGCAAUUUUUUGCGAGUUCUCCGUGCAUAUAAUAUACCAUAUGCUAGAGCAUUAAGCAAUACAGUUUGCUUUUCUUAGCGCACAAAUAACAAAGUUAUUCUGACGAGAAUUAUAAUAAAUCUCAUUGACUUUGAAUUCCUCAGGUGCAUUUCUGAUCCCAUAUUUCAUUAGCCUGGUGUUACUCGGUAUUCCAUUAUUUUUCCUGGAACUAGCAAUUGGUCAGAGCGUUCGCCAGGGACCCAUUGGUGUAUGGAAAGCGAUUCACCCCUACUUAGGUGGAGUAGGACUUGCUUCAAUAAUCGUAUGCCUAUUCAUCGCCAUGUACUACAACAUGAUUAUUGGCUGGUGUUUUUACUACCUUUUUAUGUCGUUUCAAGACCCUCUGCCAUACUCUUCAUGUCCGCUUGCUCCAAACUGUACGGUUAAUGUAGGGUGUAACUUAGCAGGACGGACGCAGUAUUUUUGGUACACUAACGCACUUGGAGCCACUGCCUCAAUCGAAGAUGUUGGUGAUUUGCAGUGGCAUCUGUGUCUUGUACUCCUUCUGGCAUGGAUUGUCUUGUUCCUGUUUAUUAGUCGUGGAGUUCGAUCUGCUGGAAAGGUAUUAGUGUUGGAAUAACAAAAUUAUUCAUCUUUUCACAUGAAUCGAUGUUUCUUCAAAUGCUUUCAGAGUAUAUCUUCUGGAUAGAAAGAAUACUAAUGUGCAAUAAUAUACUUGCUACAAGUCGACCUCUCAAAAGUUCUUAAAAGCGAUCGACGCGACCUUCAGUGACGAAAAGUGAGCAAAGGAAACUUCAGUAAGGUCACGUACUGACCGAGCGCUCGACGCCAAGUCGCUAACCAACCAGGAAAAAAAUCAAAGGACUCAGUUUUAGAAAGUCUAGUGCAAUAAAUACUCAGUCCACGUUGUUUUUCAUAAUACCGUAUAAUCUCUUUUUCCCUCUUUCUCUUUUAUUAGGCAGUCUACGUAACGGCCACGUUACCCUACAUUGUGCUGACCGUUUUCUUUGGAAGAGCGGUUACUUUAAAAGGUUCAGUUGAUGGGAUUAUACAUAUGUUCAAGCCCCAGGUAAUCAGCCUUGAUCCUGAUGUGCAUUAAUCGAAAUUCAUAUGGACCGUACGUGAGGAACUGGCUAUUUUCGCGAUGUGGACAUUUUACAUUUUGGACACUGAAAAAAAAAUGGAAAAUUAAGUCUCCCCCUCGCCCCCGAAUAUGGUGCCUUUUGGUAUUUGCACGCCUUCAUUCUUGAUAGUGUUAAUUCAUAUUCAAGGUUUGCGUUCUUUUUAUCUGCCCAAGAUGGCAGGUCCCCUUUUUCAAAGUUUUUCUAGAUCCCCUCAUCAGUUUUGCAUCUCAAUGUAUUCUUAUUUCCAUAUGAUCACAAGACUACAGUAAUGUCAACUAACGUUUUUCAUGCAGUUUUCUAGUUUGGCAAGUCCUACAGUCUGGCUGGAGGCCGCAACUCAAGUGUUUUUUUCAUUAAGUGUUGGUUUUGGAACCCUGAUCGCUAUGUCGAGUUACAACCCAGUUCACAACAAUUGCAAACGGGACGCCAUAUUUAUCUCUUUGACGGAUAGCUUCACGUCAGUUUUUGCUGCUGUGGUUGUAUUUUCUGUUUUUGGGUUCAAGGUAUGACGUAAUCGUAUAGCUCAAAUAUACAACAACAGUCAAUCAAUGAUGACGUUGAUUAUAAUUUUUAUUUUUAAAUACUGAAUAAUAAAUGGAGGAUAUUACAUGGCUACGAGGAGAUACGAAAUUUCUCUUUGAGUGUUGAAAAAUAUUUUACUUGUGAGUGCAGUGAACGAGUGAAUGAUUUUUUCAACACUCAAAGAGAAAUUUCGUAUCUAAAAGCGGCCAUGUAAUGUUCUAUUUAUUAUUUAAACACCGCUUAAAAACCAAACCAUUUCACUUUUUACGGUUUUUUCCUGUGAAAGGCGCGAUUUAUUAUGUAGCCAUAGCAACGGUGAAAUUUCACGUGUGAAGAUAACAUGUUAUUUUCAGAUGAGAAGAUAUCAUGUUUUCGCGCGAAAGAUCGCCUGGUAUUUCAUUGAUGUUUAUAAACAACUCCAUAAACAGAAUUAAUUCUUACGCCAGACUCCAAAGCCCUGUUAUCCGAUAAUUUAAAUUACAGUACAUUUUUACUGCUAUAAGAAAAAUAUGAUUACCACUUAAGGUCGACCUUUCCAUCUUCAGCCUUGUGGAUGGCUUUAAACAGGCACGUUUUUCAAUAAGGAAAAUUCGUAACUUUUCUUUCAUAAUCACUUUUCAUAGGCUCGCAACUCGUACGACGAAUGCUUGACGUUAUACGGCGGAGCGAACAACAUAAGCCUUCCUACUGGAGUUACACUGGCUACGAAAUGCCACAAUCUGGAACACUGGCUAUCUAAGGUAUAAAGCACAUAGUGGCUCAGUUCCACUCACUUGUUGUUUCUUCAAGCAGCAUUCAAAUUCAACCGACUGAAAUUCAAGGGUAAAAAAUAAAGUACACCAUGUAUCAUGGUGUGGCCGCAGUUUAGUCGAUAGUAGAACUGAAGUCCGUGAGAAUUUCUACUCAUCUGCAUGCUUUUCGUUAAUAUUGUAUUCAUUUAUUUGCACUGUUGUUUUGGUUUUACGUUGUUAGGGAAAAUAACGAUAUAAAAACCUUCUUUCAGCAAUAUGAACACUUACUUCCAUUCUCGUUUUUAAGUCCUUUCAAGGUCCAGGUCUGACGUUCAUUGCCUUCACUGAAGCCAUACUCAAGCUGCCAAUCUCUCCUCUGUGGUCGGUACUUUUCUUUUGUAUGCUUCUUUCUCUCGGUCUUGGCAGUAUGUUUGGACUGUUGGAGGGUGUACUUAAUCCCUUAUACGAACAGAAAUUAUUCUCAGUGAGGAAGGAAAUACUCACAGGUUAGUUGACCAGCUUAGAAAACUUUAAUUGGGUAUACUAAAAAUGAGAAAUACAAUACCGGGGCGUGGCAUUAACCAAAAAUAUCUCGAAUACUCAACCGACGUUUAGUUUAAGCACUCCCAAGUUAAUUCAACUUGACUGAUAACUGGAUCCGCCUCUUUAGAUAGAAGAGCUAAUAAGAAUGAAAAACGUAACGUUCGUGAAUUUCAAAGUAAUUACAAUGAGUGAUAAGAAUUAUUUUAUUGACCCGUUUAAGCAGAAAGCUGUUCCGAUAUUGCAUUGUGUCCGUGAAUAAGUCUUAAGUAAGUCAUUUAUUUAAAACUUUUUUACCGCCGUCGCAUAAUGCCGCACGGUUAGCUCAAUGGGAUAAGCGCCGGUCUGCUGAGCGGGAGGACUUAGGUUCAAACCCCGGCCGGACCUAAACUCAGGGUCUUUAAAUAACUGAGGAGAAAGUGCUGCCUUUGUAAUAACAUCUGCAAACGGUUUGACUCUCUAGUCUUCUCGGAUAAGAACGAUCAACCGUAGGCCCCGUCUCACAAGCCCUUGCACAGGUAAUAAAAAAUCUGUGGGACGUUAAAGAACCCACACACUCUUCGUAAAGAGCAGGGCACGUGGUGCCCGGUGUAGUGGUCUAUCUCACUUUCACACUCAUGUAUGGGGGCAUCAUUACUCAUCUAUCUUCUCAUUGGCUAAGAGCCUACGGUUAAUUUUGGAAAUAAGCACAACCUACAUGCACGUGCAAUGCAUGAUUUUUCAAGAGUGGUGUCAAAUAGGUUCUGUGCAACGGUGCAUUUGUCAUUAUUUAUUUCAAAACAAAGUAUAAUAAAACAAUUAUUGAAUGAGGCUUUUGUGAUAUUCGGAACAAUCAAGGUCCAGGUAAGUGUUAUCAGCCGAGCCGAAGGCCGAGGCUGAUAACACUUACCGAGACCUUGAUUAGUAUCAGCGGGUUUCUGGCCCUAAGGAAAGCCUGAUACCAAGACUAGUAUCAGCGCGAACGUCUGACUUCUUUCUCGUACUUAGUUCUUAACUGUGCUGCAAUACAUAUUUUUUUCAUCAGGUUUAACGUGUUUUUUAUGUAUGGCCGUGGGUCUUCUGUUCUGUCAGAGGUCUGGGGAGUACUGGUUACAGAUGUUUGACAGCUUUACAGGAACACUUCCGCUUCUUUUUAUCUGCUUCUUUGAACUUAUUGGAGUUUCAUGGGUGUACGGUGCUAACAGGUGGGAAACUCGACAACAGUAGUGCCACGCCAUCAACAUGGUUUGUGCAUGAAGUUCAAGCUAGAUAAAAGAGAUCACAGCACUUUUAUAUAUCCAAAUAUGAUCAUGUUUUAAUUUUGCCCCUGCUUUUUAAGUCUCUAUCAAAUGAAUUGAAAGGAUGAAAUUCUAACGUAUGGGGCGGGGGCUCGAGCAACCCGUUACUAUAGCGAAGAGGUACUAGGAGUCUGGUUUUGAUCUUGGUGUUCUUUAUCUAUCACAGCACCUCAAAUGUUUUCUUCUCACAGCAUGAACUUGACUAUUACCCUUCAAAUUUCCCACUUAACCACUACAACUGAACAUAACUUCUGAAAGUAACUAACUGCGCCAAAUAUUGACAACCUAAAUAACUCAGUAAAUGUAGUUACGUUCGCGCUUGCUGACCAUGAGAGCUACGAACGUACUUCCUGAUGACUUAAACGAAUUUUCAUUUGAUGGCCAAAGUAGAAUAAACAAGCCUAUAAGAUUAACAAUGUCAAGUACAAGAAAACCAAUGAAAUUUUAACAACUUAACACACGAGGCUCAACCUUAAACCAAAACAGGAACUCUGGUAUAGGUAACAAUCAAGGUUCGAUAUGAUCCCUAACGUGUCUACUACAAGGACUGGCACUCAAAAACCCCUCAAAUCGAGAGAAAAAGGUCAUAAAAUUCAAAAACCAGUCGAUACAAAUACGGGCUAACCUUGAUCUGCAAACCUAAUCAUAACGAGACUCUGAGCACGAGUGAAACUUCAAGUGCAAAUAUGAAGUCAACUAGGUGAAUACCGCAUAACAGACGUCCCCAUAACAACCUAGAAAAUACUUCACAGCAUAUGUGACAUUGUCUCCUAAAUGCACUUUUCCAGGUUUUAUGACGACAUAGAGUACAUGCUUCGAGAACGGCCGGGUUGGUAUUGGCAAAUAACAUGGCGGUUCGUAUCUCCUUUGAUAGUCCUAGUGAUUUUCGUCUGCAGCCUUUUCAACAUGGGAAUGAAACCGAUUACGUAUUUAGCCUGGAGAGAAAAUGACGUAAGCUACCACUUAAUUAGAAUCAUUUUACCCUGCGUACUCAUAGCUUAAUAGUACGGCCUUGCUUUCAAUUAAAAGAAGGGAAGUUGAUCUUGGUGUUUUUAAUCCGUACUAUCUCAGUGUAUAAUUUUACAACACAAGACGACUGCACUUAGCACGGCCCAAAGGCAAGAGUGGAUUGGUUUUAGCAAUGACUGGCAAAAGAACUACCUCAGCCCCCGGUUUGUACUAAUGAAGAACAAAAGUAAUUGUGGAAUUUCUCAGUUCCAACGCUAAUCCAUGAUAACAGAGUCGUAUUAGAAUGUUUGUUUGCUUGUUUGUUUUCCAGGGCGAUGUGAAGAAUGUAGAGUACCCAGUCUGGUGCUACUUCAUAAUUGCUUUUCUCAUCUGCGCCUCCUGUGUGUGCAUUCCAGCGGUAUUUUUUCUACGUCUUUUACAGCGAGUCACCACCAAAAGAAGGAGAGACUCAGAAAUUAUCCGAGAUUUGCUCCAAUCCUCUUCCACUAGGAAAUCGCUGAAAUCAAGCCAAGAAGCAUGA